This is a messenger RNA of Trypanosoma theileri, 381 nucleotides long. RefSeq lists its product as uncharacterized. Bases 1 to 381 code for a protein of 126 amino acids. The record is from RefSeq and is a predicted model, not a curated record. Lineage: Eukaryota; Euglenozoa; Kinetoplastea; Trypanosomatida; Trypanosomatidae. The transcript has a single exon.
AUGUCCAUAAAGGCGCGAAGGAGAAAAAAAAAAUGGGGAAGAACAUGCCCGUGCGAACGCUUCGCUCGGAAUGCUAGCGGAGGGGGGCGUCAGCAGGUUUAUUGCUUUGCCGGCGAAAGAAAAGAACAACAACGACAGCGUCGCAACAUUUGGACCAAGUUUCAAUUUGGGGAAAUCAGAUAUUGGAAGGUCCCACGUGGGAAAAAAGAGGUUUCACAGUGUGACGGUUCGUUGUUGCACGUUCCAGAACAGUUUGAGGGGUUUGGAAAAAAAAAAAAAAAAAAACAAUCCCACCCCACAUUUCCAGUACAACCCCAAAAAACUGGCGAUGAUGAGGGUGACGCGGCGCUCCGGAGUCCACAAAGGCCCGCAACCGAAUAA